AUGUCUGCUCCAGCAUCGAAAGAGGCAUCCUCACCAUUAUCACCACCAUUCACCAACGCAUCUGACUUCCACCCCACCACGGGCCAAUAUCGCUUCACUCCUCCAACACCCACCGCGAUCCGCUCCCCAUGUCCCAUUGUGAACUCCCUCGCAAACCACUCCCUCAUCCCUCAUACAGGCAAAGGCGUGCCCGCCCACCGGCUGUAUGAAGCCGUCAAAUCCCUCGGCAUCUCGCCCCUCCUCGCCUACAUGCUCACAUAUGCGGUCUACCUUCCCGACCCCACCAUCACCGUUCCCCCUCCCCCAAGUCUCUGGAGCCGUCUCAACCCCUUCUCACCCUACUUCUUGUGGAACAAAAACCCGCUGGGAGAAUUUGGCAUGCUGAAGCCCGAACAACUUGAGCAGUUGCCCAAACUCCCAAUCAUGGAUCUCGACCAAAUUGGCCGCCACGGCGGCGUUGAACACGAUGUCUCCCUCUCCCGCCUCGAUACCGCACAAGGCGACAACCACACCCGUCAACCAAACCUCGUGAGCCAACUCCUCGCCACUUCUAAAGACGGCUUGAAUAUCACGCUCGAGGAUUGGGCCGGCCUAAGGAAAUUGAGACUGCAGCAACAGACAGAUGCGAAUAAAGAACUGCAUUUCACCAAGAGGGAAAACCAUUCGGCGGCGGCGGAGAUUGCGUUUUUGUUGUCCGUGUUUGGGGAUGGGGAGAAAGUGGGGAAGGAGCGGAUGGGGGCCAUUUUCGGGGAGGAGAGGUUGCCGAUAAUGGAGGGGUGGAGCGCUGGACGGAAGGGGGUGGGGGUUUUGCAGGUUAAUAAGUUGGCGGGGGAGGUGGAGAAGGCUGUGGGGUUUGAGGGGCAGGGGAUGGGGAAAGGGUUGGUGCAGGGUGCUAUUGGUCAUUAA
This is a messenger RNA of Bacidia gigantensis, 906 nucleotides long. RefSeq lists its product as uncharacterized. Gene Ontology annotation, molecular function: peroxidase activity. NCBI's taxonomy places the organism in Eukaryota, Fungi, Ascomycota, Lecanoromycetes, Lecanorales, Ramalinaceae. The transcript has 2 exons. The coding region runs from base 1 to 906 and encodes 301 amino acids. The record is from RefSeq and is a predicted model, not a curated record.